Molecule: messenger RNA, 5404 nt
Organism: Loxodonta africana (African savanna elephant)
Lineage: Eukaryota; Metazoa; Chordata; Mammalia; Proboscidea; Elephantidae
Gene: PEPD
Product: peptidase D
Exons: 14
Coding region: 834-2063 (409 amino acids)
Molecular function (GO): manganese ion binding; metalloaminopeptidase activity
Source: RefSeq, a predicted model, not a curated record
AUGCCAGGCAGGGGUGAUAUGGGGGAGGGACAGCUGUCAGCAGCCAGCCUCAGCUCUCUCAGUUCAGAGCUCAGAAAGAUAUUUCUGGGGAGCAAGCAGGCAGGGCUCCAUGGAGGAGACAGCAUCUGGUGUGGGCCUUGAAGGUGAAUUCUGACAGGUGGGAGGAGGGCAAGCAGAGAGAGUGGUGGGCAACUGUCCACGGCUGGGGAGCGGCAGAUGUGCAGAUGGGGAGGCUGAGACCCUGGGCCUGGUUUUGCCUUCAGGAAGAAGGUGAGGCUGCAGAGGUCUUUUAGCGGGGAUGUGACCAUGGCAGUGUGUCUGGGCACUAAGCAGGAGUCAGAGGCCCGGACUUUCAUCCCGAUUUGGCCAGCACUGACCCUGUGACCACCUGGGAAAUGGUCCCGGGACUCCCUGAGGCUCUGGAACCUGGAGGGUGGUGGGUGGCCCAGUUUCAGGAAGCCAGCAUAGAUACGGCAUCCUUGGCUGAGAAUCCCUGGCAGUGCCUGGUCCCCAGAAACUAGGAGCAGGGACAGCCAACCAAGGGGCUCACACAGGAAGCAAGGGAGGUUUUGAGCCAGGCCUGCUCUUGUCUAUCCCUAACACUGUGCCCACUUUGCAGAUGAGGAAACCAAGGCUCGGAGGAUGAAGCUGGCAUUAGAACCCUGUUUUCUGACCCCAAGUCAGUGCUGUUUUCUCCUCCCUCCCACAUGCAGAGCUGGGCCUGGCCACACUGGAAAUGCUAGGCCUGGAGGUGGGCAGUGCCCAGUGGACAUGCUGUCCAGGAGUCCUUCUUUCACUGGGCAUUUGGUGUCACCGAGCCAGACUGCUACGGCAUGAUUGACGUCGACACCGGGAAGUCAACCGUGUUUGUGCCCAGGCUUCCUGCCAGCCAUGCCACCUGGAUGGGAAAGAUCCAUUCCAAGGAGCACUUCAAGAAGAAGUAUGCUGUGGAUGACGUCCAGUACACGGAUGAGAUUGCCCGUGUCCUGACAUCACAGAACCCCUCUGCCCUCCUUACUCUGCACGGCAUCAACACGGACAGCGGCAGUGUCUGCAGGGAGGCCUCCUUCGAGGACAUCAGCAAGUUCAAUGUCAAUAACACCAUUCUUCAUCCCGAGAUUGUGGAGUGCCGGGUAUUUAAGACAGACAUGGAGCUGGAAGUUUUGCGCUACACCAAUAAGAUCUCCAGUGAGGCACACCGGGAGGUAAUGAAGGCUGUAAAAGUGGGAAUGAAAGAAUAUGAGAUGGAAAGCCUCUUCGAGCACUACUGCUACUCCCGGGGCGGCAUGCGCCACAGCUCCUACACCUGCAUCUGCGGCAGUGGUGAGAACUCAGCCGUGCUGCACUAUGGGCACGCCGGGGCCCCCAACGACCGCACAAUCCAGGAUGGAGACAUGUGCCUCUUCGACAUGGGUGGUGAGUAUUACUGUUUCUCGUCUGACAUCACGUGCUCCUUUCCUGCCAAUGGCAAGUUCACCGAGGACCAAAAGGCCAUCUACGAGGCGGUACUGCGGAGCUGCCGCGCGGUCAUGAAUGCCAUGAAGCCAGGCGUCUGGUGGCCUGACAUGCACCGCCUGGCCGACCGCAUCCACCUGGAGGAGCUGGCCCGCAUCGGCCUCCUGAGCGGCAGUGUGGACGCCAUGGCCCAGGUCCACCUGGGAGCCGUGUUCAUGCCUCACGGGCUGGGCCACUUCCUGGGCAUUGACGUGCACGACGUGGGCGGCUACCCCCAGGGUGUGGAUCGCAUCGACGAGCCCGGCCUGCGGAAGCUGCGCACUGCACGGCACCUGGAGCCGGGCAUGGUGCUCACCGUGGAGCCGGGCAUUUACUUCAUUGACCACCUCCUGGACGAGGCCCUGGCAGACCCGACCCGUGCCUGCUUCUUCAACCGUGAGGUCCUGCAACGCUUCCGUGGUUUUGGUGGGGUCCGCAUCGAAGAGGAUGUCGUGGUGACAGACAGCGGCAUGGAGCUGCUGACCUGUGUGCCUCGCACCGUGGAGGAAAUUGAAGCAUGCAUGGCCGGCCGUGACAAGGCCUUUACCCCCUUCUCUGGCCCAAAGUAGAGCUGGCCGGGAGUACCCAGCAGGACUGGGGACUCGGCCUUGCACACCCUCUUGACACCAGUCAGCCUGCCGAUUGCCUGGCCCUCCUGUGGCAAGAGAUGGUGCUCAGAAAUGAGAGCCUAGCAUUGACACGGAUCAUACCAAAUAGUGCAGCUUCCUAGGGAAGAAAGCUUUUUUAUUAAUCUGUGAGAUCACAUCUGUUAUAUACUUUGCUUAAAUGACAGUGAUUCUUAAAAUGGUGAUUGAAAAUAAUCCUUUUAGCAGUAAAACAUGUCUGGUAGACAUUUGUAUGUACUCCUUUUCUCUGUGUUUUCCCUCAAAAAUCAAAAUGUAUUAAAAAGAUUUCCUAAAAUGGCCCUCGGUGCAUGGCUUCCUCUCCUUCAUCCUCGGCAGCUGAGUGCUGGGACAUCUUGGGACCCAGGGGUCUUGCAAAGAUGGCUCACCUGGUGUCAGCAUCAAGGGCCAGCUCUCGGAGAACAGUGUCGGUGGCACAGGCUCCCCAAGCUGUCCUGGCCUCAGGCUGGCCUGGUGGCACAGGGCAGUCCUCCCCCCGCACCUCCUAGAAGCCUGCUCUGAGUGCCUUGGACUCUGCUGGGCUACCAUCACCCUGUCACUGGCUGCACUGCUGCCCAGUUUUAACAGGCGUCAGAACUACUGGGGCACUUGGUACAGACAGGUUCCCAGGGCCCACUCUCAGGCCUGCAGGGAUGACGCUCCCAGUGCAGAAGCGUGAGAACUGCUCACAGACCAGGUGGCAGGGCCUUAUCUGGACCCCGCAAGCCAGAGGUUUGGGGGCAGCACCCAACCCUGCAGCGGGAUCCCGGUGAGCCUAGGCACUCAGGUCAGUCGGAUGGCGGAGUUACCCCACACCACGCCUUUGCACACGCUGGAAGGUAGAGCCAUGAAGUAAGACAUCUUUUGGAUAUGGUUACUGUCCUCAGGGGCAGAUUCCUGAAGGGGGAUCAUAAUUAUGCAGCACUUGAUGUCAGUUUAAGCCCCCACUGCUGUCAGUUCCGACUCAGCGACCCUCUAGGACAGAGUAGAACUGCCCCAUAGGGUUUCCAAGGAGCAGCUGGUGGAUUUGAACUGCCGACCUCUUGGUUAGCAACCAAGCUUUAACCACUGCACCACCAGGGCUCCAAGGUCCGUUUAGGAGCAGUUAUUUGGAACUUCAGACUUGCAGAGAUUUGUUACCCUUGAUUUCCUGCUCACGUGGGAUGUAACCAGCAAAGCCAACAUCUGAGAGACGCUAAGGCAGCGCCAGGGCAAAAGUGAGCUUUCUCCUCCUUCCACACCUUGAGACCACUGGUCUUCCCUGAGCUUGAGCCCGCUGACUCCAUUCCUCUCUGGAGCCAUGAGUGAGCCAUCCAGGGCCCAGCUGGGCCUGAUCCCUGCCAGUAGAACACAUGUUCUUCCUUCUGAUUGUCUGAUUCUUCACAGUCCCACAAAAACCGCCCCCACCCCUGGAGCCAGCCUUUAGAAUUCUGUACCCCAUUUCUGCUUGCUUCCUCACAGCGCUUUCACCCAGGAGUUUCUAAGCCCGAACGAAGGGCAAGGGAGAAGAAAAGACGCCAGAGAUCUAAAACCACAAUGCAACAAAUUCUGUAGCCCAACCUAGAACCACUUAGAGAAGUCACUGAAGAGUUUAGCACACACUGAUUUCUUCCAUGCCAAUAACCAAAAGUACUUUUAAUGUGGCCACAUUGAAAUAAUACAGCCAAUCUCAGCUCCAAAUCACCAUUUAUCUUAUUUGCUUCUUAUAUUUGUAAGAUGCGUUUAGGGUUUUCUGCUGGUACACAGAUAUAGUCCCUAAGUCAUCCAUUUGUGGCAUUGUGCAGUUUGGGUAAUAACUGUGUCCUUCUGAGUGUCAGGAAAGUAUGUGUUUGCCAAACAUUUUUCUACCCCAGCUAUGCCUGGGAUAGGCAUGUUCUAAUGGGUAAGGUUUCAGUUCCCCCAUCCCAGGGAUAAAACCAGUUAAAAGUUGGGUUGAAAUUCUAAAUGGACUGUUUAGUUUUGUUAAUUAAAAAACCAAAAACAGCAGAAUAUAACAUCUUUCUUCCUCCUCCCCUUCAGACAUUCCAUCCCAAAACUGCCUGUUCACAAAAACCAUUUCUCUAUCAACCAAGUGGACAAAAAAGAGCAAGGAGAAACUCUUCUCAGAAACUAAGCGCUGUUUGUUCAGGAGAGAUACUGGGUUUAACCCAGGUCAACAGGUCAAAGGCAUUCUUUGAAAGCACAGGUCUCAAGUGACCAUAGUAGCUGCCUACCCUACCCCAAGUUCCAGAAGACGCAUCCAAAUCCAAGUCACCCUGAACCUCUGCAGAAAUGCACAGAGCUUCAUUAGAGACCCUUCCAGAAAGCUGGAACCCUGAUCCAUGCUGGUGGGCUGUAAAAUGGUGUAGCCACUGUGGAAAAGUUGGGCAAGUCCUCAGAGUUAAAUAUCACAUUACCAUGUGAUCCCAGCGAUUCCACUCCUAGGUAUAUAGUCAAAGGAAUUGAAAGCGGGGACUCAGAUGUACACCAAUGUUCACUGCAGCAUUAUUCACAACAGCUGAAAGGUGGAAACCACCCACAUGUGCAUCAAUUGAUGGAUAAACAAAAUGUGGUAUAUACAUACAGUAGAAUAUUAUUCAGCCAUAAAGCAAAAUGAAGUUCUGGUACAUGCUAUCACGUGGAUGAGCCUUGAAAAAAUACUAAGUCAGACACAAAAGGACAGAUACUGUAUGAUUCUACUUACGUGAAAUAUCUAGAAUUGGCAAAUGCGUAGAGACCAAAGUUUAUUAGCGGUUACUAGGGGCAAGAGGGAGGGGCAGACGGAGUUACUGCUUAAGGGCUAUAGAAUUUCUGGGGUGAUGGAACACUUUUGGAAAUGGAAAGUGGAGAUGGUUACACGAUAUGGUGAAUGUAAUGUCAGUUUUAUACUUAAAACGGCAAAUUUAUACACACAUACACACACACAGAUACGGAGCCCUGGUGGUGCAGUGGUUAAGGGCUCGGCUGCUAACCAAAAGGUGGGCAGGUUGAAUCCACUAGCUGCUCCUUGGUAACCCUAUGAGGCAGUUCUACUCUGUGCUAUAGGAUCGCUGAGUCAGAAUUGACUCAACGGCAACAGGUUGUUUUGGGUUUUAUAUAUUUAAACCCAUUGCCAUCGAGUCGAUUCUGACUCAUAGAGACCCUACAGGACAGAGUAGAACUGCCCCAUACAGUUUCCAAGGAGCGCCUGGUGGACUUGAACUGCCAACCUUUUGGUUAGCAACCGUAGCUCUUAACCACUAUGCCUGCAGGGUUUCCAUGUAUGUAUAUAUAUAAUCACAGUAUUAAAAAAAAAAAAAAAAAAAGGA